This is a messenger RNA of Rana temporaria (common frog), 14788 nucleotides long. RefSeq names its product HECT, UBA and WWE domain containing E3 ubiquitin protein ligase 1 (gene HUWE1). The coding region runs from base 297 to 13469 and encodes 4390 amino acids. Gene Ontology annotation, molecular function: protein binding; zinc ion binding; ubiquitin-protein transferase activity. The transcript is spliced from 84 exons. The record is from RefSeq and is a predicted model, not a curated record. Gene Ontology annotation, biological process: positive regulation of protein catabolic process; proteasome-mediated ubiquitin-dependent protein catabolic process; membrane fusion. Gene Ontology annotation, cellular component: Golgi membrane; nucleus. Lineage: Eukaryota; Metazoa; Chordata; Amphibia; Anura; Ranidae.
AAAAAAAAUUGUCUCGCGAGAUUUGAGGGGGGGCCGCCGCGGAUCUUGCGCUCACGGGUCCAGCAGUCAGUAGGGGCUUUGGGCUGUGUUAAGAUGGCGGAGGCGGCCGGAGUUCGGAUCUGAGUUGGCUGACCAAGAACAGUUGCAUCCUGAGUGCAUCGUCCUGCAGAGUCCCUGGUUCCUUGAGUUUUCUGGCCGACACUUGCAGCCUUGCAGCAGUCUUCAAUGCAGUUUUCGUCUCCCUUUUCGUGCCCUGCUGGAUCCAGCUAGACUGAAGGAAUAAAAAAAAUCUGAAAAUGAAGGUGGACAGGACGAAGCUGAAAAAGACGCCAACAGAGGCACCUGCAGAUUGCAGGUCUCUGAUUGACAAGUUGAAAGUUUGCACAGAUGAGCAACUUCUGCUCGAGCUACAGCAGAUCAAAACAUGGAAUAUUGGAAAGUGUGAGCUCUAUCACUGGGUGGACCUGUUGGAUCGCUUUGAUGGGAUCCUCGCAGAUGCUGGGCAGACUGUGGAGAAUAUGUCUUGGAUGCUGGUGUGUGACAGACCUGAGAAGGAGCAACUUAAAGCACUUCUGCUGGCGGUUCUCAACUUCACUGCUCUGCUUAUCGAAUACAGCUUCUCUCGGCAUCUCUAUAGCUCCAUUGAGCACUUAACAACAUUGCUCGCCUCUUCUGACAUGCAAGUGGUACUAGCUGUGCUAAACCUUCUCUAUGUCUUCAGUAAAAGAUCUAAUUAUAUCACACGUUUGGCUUCCGAGAAGAGAACGCCGUUGUUAUCGCGACUCCAGCAUCUAGCUGAGAGCUGGGGAGGGAAGGAAAACGGCUUUGGUCUUGCAGAAUGCUGCAAAGACAUGCAGAUGUCGAAAUAUCCCCCCAGCGCCACCACUCUACAUUUUGAAUUUUAUGCAGAACCCGGCUCCGAAGUGAAAGUUGAAAAAAGGACGUCCAGUAACACACUACAUUAUAUACACAUAGAAGAGCUUGAUAAGAUUUCUGAAAGUCCCUCGGAGAUCAUGGAGUCCCUCACUAAAUUACACAGCAUUCCGAAGGACAAACAGAUGCUUUUAUUCACCCACAUACGACUGGCACAUGGUUUUUCUAAUCACAAGAAGAGAUUACAAGCAGUACAAGCAAGACUACAUGCUAUUUCUAUACUAGUUUAUUCCAAUGCAUUGCAAGAAUCGGCAAACAGUAUCCUCUACAAUGGGUUAAUAGAGGAAUUGGUGGAUGUGUUACAGAUAACAGACAAGCAGCUAAUGGAUAUAAAAGCUGCAUCUCUAAGAACACUGACCUCUAUAGUACACCUGGAAAGAACACCCAAACUAAGCAGCAUCAUAGAUUGCACUGGAACUGCCUCUUACCAUGGCUUCCUGCCUGUUCUAGUUCGAAACUGCAUUCAAGCUAUGAUAGACCCUACCAUGGAGCCAUAUCCUCACCAAUUUGCCACAGCUCUCUUUUCCUUCUUGUAUCAUCUAGCCAGUUAUGAUGCUGGUGGGGAGGCAUUGGUUUCCUGUGGCAUGAUGGAAGCACUUUUAAAGGUGAUAAAGUUUCUAGGAGACGAACAGGACCAGAUCACAUUUGUGACGCGUGCUGUCAGGGUUGUGGACCUCAUUACCAACCUUGAUAUGGCAGCCUUUCAGUCUCACAGCGGGCUGACUAUAUUUAUUUACCGUUUGGAGCACGAAGUUGACUUGUGCAGGAAAGAGUGUCCAUUUGUCAUUAAACCAAAAAUCCAGCGCCCCGCUACUGUUCAGGAAGGGGAAGAGAUGGAAACGGACAUGGAAGUGUCUGAUGUGGCCAUGGAGAGCAGUCCAGGGCCUUCCACCUCUACGGAACCUCGACCUUUGCCCACAAGCAGUAGCACUGGGAGCAUAGUGAUGCCACGUUCUGGUGUGCAGUGCAUUCCCCAAAGAGCGGCCUUGUUGAAAUCUAUGCUAAACUUCUUGAAGAAAGCCAUUCAAGAUCCAGCUUUUUCAGAUGGCAUUCGGCAUGUAAUGGAUGGUACCCUUCCUACAUCCCUGAAACACAUUAUCAGCAAUGCAGAGUACUAUGGACCUUCUCUCUUCUUGCUGGCCACUGAAGUGGUAACAGUUUUUGUAUUCCAAGAGCCCUCACUCCUCUCAUCUCUUCAAGAUAAUGGUCUUACCGACGUGAUGUUGCACGCUCUCCUUAUCAAAGAUGUCCCUGCUACCCGGGAAGUUCUAGGCUCCUUACCAAAUGUAUUCAGUGCACUGUGUCUGAAUGCCCGUGGUUUGCAGUCAUUUGUGCAGUGCCAACCUUUUGAGAGAUUGUUUAAAGUGUUGCUUUCUCCGGACUACCUUCCUGCCAUGCGGCGGCGGCGGAGCUCUGAUCCUUUAGCUUUGACCUCUCUCCGGUCUCCUGCAGGCGAUACAGCCUCUAACCUGGGCAGUGCUGUUGAUGAGCUGAUGAGGCACCAGCCCACUUUAAAAACAGAUGCCACCACUGCUAUCAUUAAGCUUUUGGAAGAAAUAUGCAAUCUUGGUAGGGAUCCAAGGUAUAUUUGUCAAAAGCCAUCAAUUCAGAAGGCUGAUGGCACAACUUCUGCUCCACCACCGCGGUCUAACCAUGCUGCCGAAGAGGCUUCCAGUGAAGACGAAGAAGAGGAGGAGGUACAAGCUAUGCAGAGCUUCAGCGCCACCCAGCAGAGUGAUGUUGAGCAAAGCCAGCAUGUGGUAGGAACAGAGGAAAGAAUUCCAAUUCCCCUCAUGGACUAUAUCCUGAAUGUGAUGAAAUUUGUUGAAUCCAUACUGAGCAACAACACAACAGAUGAUCACUGCCAGGAAUUUGUGAGUCAAAAAGGCCUUCUCCCACUGGUCACCAUUCUGGGCCUUCCUAAUCUACCUAUUGACUUCCCCACAUCUGCUGCUUGCCAGGCUGUGGCUGGAGUAUGCAAAUCUAUUUUGACAUUGUCUCAUGAACCCAAAGUCCUUCAGGAAGGACUUCUUCAACUGGACUCUAUUCUUUCCUCUCUGGAUCCUCUACAUCGGCCAAUUGAAGCACCUGGUGGAUCUGUAUUGUUACGAGAAUUGGCAUGUGCAGGGAAUGUUGCAGAUGCUACCCUCUCUGCCCAGGCAACACCAUUGCUUCAUGCCCUUACAGCUGCACAUGCUUACAUUAUGAUGUUUGUCCACACUUGCCGAGUAGGACAGAGUGAAAUCCGUGCCAUCUCUGUGAACCAAUGGGGAUCUCAGUUGGGACUGAAUGUUUUGAACAAGCUCAGCCAGCUGUACUGCUCUCUGGUGUGGGAAAGCACCGUCUUACUUUCUCUCUGCACGCCUAACAGCCUACCCCCUGGAUGUGAAUUUGGUCAGGCAGACAUGCUGAAACUCGCUCCCAAAGAAGAGAAAUCUACCCCACUGCCCCAAGGAGCCAAGAGAGCAGAAGGGGAGGUUGAAAACUCAGCUGCCAGUGAAGAAACCACUGGACUUUUAGAAGGCAUUGGGCUGGAUGGUGAUACCCUGGCCCCCAUGGAAACUGAUGAACCAAGCACCUCCGACCCCAAGGGUAAACCCAAGAUCACCCCUGCAAUGGCUGCCCGUAUCAAACAGAUCAAGCCGCUACUGUCAGCUUCUUCAAGAUUAGGUCGUGCUUUAGCUGAGCUGUUUGGACUCCUGGUUAAGCUGUGUGUUGGAUCUCCUGUUCGGCAAAGGAGAAGCCACCAUGCAGCAAGCACCACCACAGCACCCACUCCUGCUGCUCGUUCCACUGCUUCUUCUCUCACCAAAUUGCUUACCAAAGGCCUUUCUUGGCAGCCUCCUCCUUAUACCCCUACACCUAGGUUCAGGUUAACAUUUUUCAUAUGCUCUGUUGGCUUCACAUCUCCCAUGCUGUUUGAUGAGCGUAAAUAUCCUUACCAUCUGAUGCUACAGAAAUUUUUAUGUUCCGGUGGGCACAAUGCACUCUUUGAAACAUUUAACUGGGCCCUUUCUAUGGGUGGUAGAGUACCAGUUUCUGAAGGUUUGGAGCACUUAGACCUUCCAGAUGGUACUGGGGAAUUUUUGGAUGCAUGGCUCAUGCUGGUGGAAAAGAUGGUGAAUCCUACCACGGUUUUGGAGUCGCCACACUCUCUACCUCCCACCAAGCUGCCUGGAGGACAGAACUUUCCUCAGUUUAGUGCCUUGCGAUUCUUGGUUGUUACUCAAAAGGCAGCCUUCACGUGUAUAAAGAACUUGUGGAACCGAAAGCCAUUAAAGGUGUACGGAGGUCGAAUGGCUGAAUCCAUGCUGGCUAUACUAUGUCAUAUACUUCGUGGUGAGCCAGUGAUUCGAGAGCGUCUGAGUAAAGAAAGGGAAGGCACCCGAGAAGAAGAGGGGGCAGCGCCGGCAGAUGAAAGUGGAGCUAGACGAGAGCCGCAAGUCAACCAACAGCAACUACAGCAGCUUAUGGAUAUGGGUUUCACACGAGAGCAUGCAAUGGAAUCUCUUCUCAACACAAGCACUAUGGAGCAAGCCACGGAAUAUCUGCUCACUCACCCACCUCCUCUUAUUGGAGGAGUCGUGCGGGACUUGAGUAUGUCAGAGGAAGAUCAGAUGCUGAGAGCCAUUGCCAUGUCGUUGGGACAAGAUAUUUCUAUGGAACAGAGGGCAGAGCUGCCCGAGGAAACUGCACGUCGAAAAGAGGAAGAGGAGCGCAAGGCCCGUGAGAAGCAAGAGGAGGAAGAGGCCAAGUGCCUAGAGAAGUUCCAAGAUGCAGAACCCCUGGAGCAAGAUGAACUGCAUGGUUUUACAGACAGCAUGCUCCCUGGCUGUUUCCAUCUGCUGGAUGAGCUACCAGAUACAGUUUACCGUGUUUGUGACCUUAUUAUGACUGCCAUCAAGCGUAAUGGAGCUGACUAUAGAGAUAUGAUUCUAAAGCAGGUGGUCAACCAGGUGUGGGAAGCUGCUGAUGUGCUAAUUAAAGCUGCUCUUCCUCUCACAACCAGUGACAAUAAAACCGUGUCGGAAUGGAUAAGUCAGAUGGCAACUCUUCCUCAGGCAUCCAACUUGGCCACCCGCAUCCUUCUACUGACUCUUUUGUUUGAGGAGCUGAAGCUUCCCUGUGCCAGAGUAGUGGAAACCAGUGGAAUCCUUAAUGUUCUGAUAAAACUGCUAGAGGUGGUUCAGCCUUGUCUGCAGGCUGCUAAGGAGCAAAAGGAGGUUCACACACCAAAAUGGAUAACACCUGUCCUACUGCUUAUAGACUUCUAUGAGAAGACCUCCAUUGCUUCGAAGCGCAGAGUACAGAUGAAUAGGUAUCUUCAAUCAAAUGGUAACAACUGGCGUUGGUUUGAUGACCGAUCAGGACGUUGGUGUAGCUAUAGUGCUAGUAACAACAGCACUAUUGAUGCAGCAUGGAAAGCUGGGGAGACUUGUGUGCGCUUUACAGCCGGCCGACGAAGAUACACUGUACAGUUCACCACUAUGGUUCAGGUAAAUGAAGAAACUGGAAAUAGACGUCCGGUAAUGCUGACUCUGUUGCGCGUUCCACGUCUAACCAAAGGUGGCAAGAGCGGAAAUGGCCAAGAACUGGAGAAGACUUUGGAAGAAGGCAAGGAAACUGAUACCAAGCAAAAGGAGGAGAAAUUGGCUGAUCCUGCUCCAACUCCUGAGAGUACUACUCAAGAAAAAGAGUCACCCGCCGAUGAGCCUAAAGUUGGAGACAUAGUUAUUCAAGGCCUGACAGAAGAGAUGGUGACUGUGUUGAUCAGGUCAUGUGUUAGCAUGCUUGGUGUUCCUGUAGAUCCAGACACGUUACAUGCUACACUUCGACUAUGUCUGCGCCUUACCCGUGACCACAAAUAUGCCAUGAUGUUCGCUGAGCUGAAGAGCACGCGCAUGAUCCUAAGCUUGACUCAGAGCUCUGGCUUUAAUGGCUUCACUCCAUUAGUUACCCUCCUUUUCAGGCAUAUCAUAGAGGAUCCGUGCACAUUACAGCACACUAUGGAAAAGGUGGUUCGGUCUGCAGCUACCAGUGGCGCUGGUAGCACUACCUCAGGUGUAGUGUCUGGAAGCUUGGGGUCCCGAGAGAUUAACUACAUUCUCAGAGUUCUGGGUCCUGCAGCCUGUCGAAACCCAGACAUCUUUACUGAGGUUGCAAACAACUGCAUUAGGAUAGCUCUGCCUGCUCCACGUGGUUCAGGAACUGCCUCCGAUGACGAAUUUGAGAACCUUCGUAUUAAAGGUCCUAAUGCAGUUCAGCUGGUGAAGACCACACCUGUUAAACCCUCCACUCUUCCAGUCAUCUCGGAUACUAUAAAGGAGGUUAUUUAUGACAUGUUGAAUGCACUAGCAGCUUACCACGCACCAGAAGAAGUGGCUGAAAAAACGGAACCAAAACCAGUGGCUAUGAACCAGGAGGUCAGUCAGAUCCUUCAAGAUAUGGGUGAUGAAGUUUUUCAGCAGUACCGAGACCUCACCAGACAAGGCAGUGACUUUGAUUCUCAGGGUGGCUUUGCCAUAAAUGCACGUGUUUUCACUGCUGAUAGUUCGUCUACCGAGACACCACAGUCUGGAACACCUCAAGGUGAAGCUCUUACACCGGAAGAGAAUCGUGAAGGUGGAAAGAAGGACAAGGAUGGGGAUCGCAGUUCAGAAGAGGCAAAGCAGAAGGCCAAAGGCAGCAAGCCUUUACUGCCCACUUCUACGAUUCUUCGACUGUUGGCUGAGCUGGUCAGAUCUUAUGUGGGUAUUGCCACACUUAUCGCCAACUACAACUAUACAGCAGGACAGUCUGAGCUUAUCAAAGAGGAUUGUAGUGUAUUGGCUUUUGUCUUGGAUCAUCUCCUGCCACAUACACAGAAUGCUGAAGACAAGGACACUCCAGCUUUGGCACGUCUGUUUCUGGCUAGCCUGGCUGCAGCAGGCAGUGGCACGGAUGCUCAAGUGGCACUUGUUAAUGAAGUGAAAGCUGCCCUUGGACGUGCGCUGGCUAUGGCUGAGAGUACAGAAAAACAUGCCAGGCUACAGGCUGUGAUGUGUAUUAUCAGCACCAUCAUGGAGUCUUGUCCAUCCACCUCGAGCUUUUACAGCAGUGCAACUACCAAAACCCAGCACAAUGGCAUGAACAACAUAAUUCGCCUAUUCCUAAAGAAGGGUCUUGUCAGUGACUUGGCAAGGGUUCCUCACAGUCUAGAUCUGUCCAGCCCAAAUAUGGCAAAUACUGUAAACGCAGCCCUGAAACCCCUGGAGACUCUGUCCCGCAUUGUUAAUCAGCCCAGCAGCCUGUUUGGAAGCAAGGGAGCCUCGGGAAAGAACAAAUCUGAGCAAGACGCUCAUGGGGCUGCUAGAGAUCCUAAUAGUAAUCAGCCAGAUACAGGUGAAACUGGUGCUGAAGCGCAGGAGGAGGACCCGGACGUUGCCCAGGCUGAAGUGACAGAUGGGGAUAUUAUGGAUGGUGAGGCAGAGACUGACACUGUGGUAAUUGCCGGGCAACCAGAAGUUCUUAGCACCCAGGAGAUGCAGGUGGAGACUGAACUAGAAGAUCUCAUCGAUGAACUUCUGGAGAGAGAUGGAGCUGCAGUAAGUCGUGUUGAAGAUGAGUCGCAGGAGGAUGUGCUGAUGGAUGAAGCUCCUACAAACCUGAGCCAGGCUUCCACACUCCAGGCGAACAGGGAAGACUCAAUGAACAUCCUAGACCCAGAAGAUGAAGAGGAGCACACCCAAGAAGAGGACAGCAGUGGCAGUAAUGAGGAUGAAGAUGACAGUCAGGAAGAGGAGGAGGAAGAAGAGGAUGAAGAAGAUGAUCAGGAUGAUGAAGAGGGCGAGGAAGGAGAUGAAGAUGAUGAUGACGACUGUUCAGAGAUGGAGCUGGAUGAGGAUUACCCUGACAUGAAUGCAUCCCCUCUUGUACGUUUUGAGAGAUUUGACAGGGAAGAUGACCUCAUCAUAGAGUUUGAUAACAUGUUCUCCAGUGCCACUGACAUCCCUCCUUCACCUGGUAACAUUCCUGCCACUCAUCCUCUAAUGGUACGUCAUGCAGACCAUGGAUCUCUCACCAUCGGCAGUGGGACUUCCACAAACCGCUUGGCCCAAGGCAUUGGUAGAAGCCAACGUACGCUUCGUCAGAUUACCGCCAAUGCUGGCCACACAAUACAUGUUCACUAUCCUGGAAACCGGCAGCCAAACCCUCCUUUAAUAUUGCAAAGGUUGCUGGGCCCUUCAGCUGCUGCAGACAUCUUGCAGCUCAGUAGCAGUCUUCCCCUUCAGAGUCGUGGCCGGGCACGCCUGCUUGUUGGCAAUGACGACGUUCACAUUAUAGCUCGCUCUGAUGAUGAAUUGCUGGAUGACUUCUUCCAUGACCAGAGUACAGCAACCAGCCAGGCAGGCACUUUAUCCAGUAUUCCAACUGCACUCACACGGUGGACAGAAGAAUGCAAAGUGUUAGAUGCUGAGAGCAUGCAUGAUUGUGUGUCAGUGGUUAAAGUUCCUAUAAUUAAUCACCUGGAAGCUCUACGUGAUGAAGAGCUUGAAGAGCGAAGGGAGAAAAGGAGGAAACAAUUAGCAGAAGAGGAGGCCAAAAUGGCUGAUAAGGCCAAAGAGGAGAAAGAAUCAAAGGAACCGAAUGCGCAGGUCUCUGUGCUGGCUGCCAGCACUAAAAGGAAUGCCUCGUUUGAGCUGAGUCUUGCAGAUCAAGAUGGUAGCAGCCGUCCUGAGAACUUCCCAACUGCCCCUUCUUCUGCAGAGGGGACCCCAACAAGCCCAGAACUAGUCCCAUUGGACUCUUCUCUGCGUGCUCAUCCUCCUGAAGCUGCUUUGUCAGAUCUCUCUCAGAGUUUGCACCCGGAAACUGGACCAGAGGAUACUGGGCAGCUGCUAAUGCCAACUGAAGCUGAGGAUUCUGGGCCAGGAAGACCAAGCGUAGAGGGGGAGGCAACACAAAUGGAACUGUCACCUGCACCAACAAUAACCUCUUUGUCCCCAGAGCGGGCUGAAGAUUCAGAUGCGCUCACGGCUGUUAGCAGUCAGCUCGAAGGCUCACCUAUGGAUACCAGCAGCCUUGCAUCAGGUCCUCUGGAGGAGGGAGUUGGAGAGACCUCUGGAGUUGUAAAUCCAGAUCAGCCUCUUGUGGUCACCAGUAGUAUUGCAGUUGGUCAGCAGCCUGUAGAACUUCCGACUUCAAGUGAGAGUCAGGCAGCUGUAUCCCAGCUCGGUGAUGAGAGCUCCACAACGGCCCCAUCUAAUGAGUUGCCUCCUACCAGAGAUCCUGCUGUGGCCUUGUUAGCAGGUGAUUCGGGUGGUAUCCUGGAAGAACCGCUGCCAUCUACGAGUAGUGAAGAAGAGGAUCCUUUGGCUGGUAUAAAUCUACCUGAGGGAGUGGAUCCAUCCUUCCUUGCAGCUCUUCCAGAAGACAUUCGCAGAGAGGUACUUCAGAAUCAACUGGGCAUCAGGCCUCCUGCUCGGCCACCUCCUACUGCUGUACCAGUCAUUCCUCCACCUGUUGUGGGAAGUGCCGGCCUCACUGAGGUCAGCCCUGAAUUCCUGGCUGCAUUACCCCCAGCCAUACAGGAAGAGGUUUUGGCACAGCAAAGGGCAGAACAGCAACGGCGAGAACUUGCCCAAAGCACCACGUCGGACACCCCAAUGGACCCGGUUACCUUCAUUCAAACCUUGCCAUCAGAUCUACGCCGCAGUGUGCUAGAGGACAUGGAGGACAGUGUUCUAGCAGUCAUGCCCCCUGACAUUGCAGCAGAAGCACAGGCUUUGCGCAGGGAGCAGGAGGCUCGGCAGAGGCAACUAAUGCAUGAAAGACUCUUUGGUCAUAGCAGCACUUCAGCACUCUCUGCUAUCCUCAGAAGUCCAGCAUUUACAAGCCGCUUAAGUGGAAACCGAGGGGUUCAGUAUACACGGCUGGCAGUGCAGAGAGGAAGCACCUUCCAGAUGGGAAACAGCAGUACCCACACAAGGCCUGCAGGCAGUAAUGUGGACAGUUUGCUCAGACUAAGAGGAAGACUUUUGUUGGAUCACGAAGCGCUCUCAUGUUUGCUUGUACUGCUCUUUGUAGAUGAGCCAAAACUUAACACCAGCCGUUUGCACAGAGUCUUGAGGAACCUCUGCUACCAUGCACAAACCCGAAACUGGGUUAUCAAAAGCCUUCUGUCAAUCCUGCAACGCAGCAGUGAGAGUGAACUCUGCAUAGAGAGUCCCAAGAGUUCUUUAAGUGGCCCUGAUAAAAGGGGUGCUGCCAAGGGUUGUUCUUCCAGCCACGAUAAUCGUCCUUUAGAACUGCUGCACAAAAUGGAGUCCAAAAACUCCAAUCAGCUCUCUUGGCUCUCUGUUUCAAUGGAUGCUGCUCUUGGAUGCAGAACAAACAUAUUCCAAAUCCAGAGGUCAUUGGGACGCAAGCACACAGAGAAGCAUGCUGCUUGUGGCUCUACUGUUCAUAUCCACCCUCAGGCUGCCCCUGUGGUGUGCAGGCAUGUGUUGGACACGCUUAUACAGUUGGCCAAGGUGUUCCCCAGCCAUUUCACACAGCAGAGGACCAAAGAGUGCAAUGUAGAAAACAGUGACAAUAAGGAGAGGAGUAUAAAAGUGACUUGUAGCCCUUGUGUUACUCCAUCUAGCAACAGUGGGCCCAGCAAUAUUUCUACGGACUUCUGGGACUUGUUAGUUAAAUUGGACAACAUGAAUGUGAGCCGGAAGGGGAAAACAUCUGUAAAAUCUUUGCCUGUGAGCUCUGGAGCAGAAGCAGAAAGUUUGCAGUGCAGUUUGGAGGCCUCCCCAUUAGGACAGCUCAUGAAUAUGUUGUCUCACCCCGUCAUUCGACGGAGUUCGCUGCUUACAGAAAAACUGCUUAGACUCCUCUCCCUUAUUUCAAUUGCCUUGCCCGAUAACAAAUUGUCUGAUGGUGUGACUAAUCAAAGCAAUGCAAUCACACCUGCACCUGCCCCCACCCCUGCAACUGCACCAGUACCUCUCCCCGUACCUGCUGUAUCUGUGCCGGCAGUCAUCAGCCCAAGUGUAGUAUCAAGUGUGAUGAAAAGUAUCAAGUCUGCAGUAAAGUCAAGCGAGCUCAGUGUGCUUGACAAGAUGGCAGUUGCUGGGCUUACAGAAAAACAGUUGCAGCUUUCUGUUGAGGUGCUGACAUCUCAUUCAUGUUCAGAGGAAGGCUUGGAGGAUGCAGCAAAUGUGUUGCUACAAUUGUCUAGAGGUGACCCUGGGACACGAGACACUGUACUCAAGCUGCUGCUCAGUGGAGCCCACCACUUGGGCUACACCCUAUGCAAGCAGAUAGGUACUCUAUUAGCGGAAUUACGAGAGUAUAACCUUGAUCAGCAGAGGAGGGUACAAUGUGAGGCACUUUCUCCUGAUGGGUUACCGGAAGAGCAGCCACACAACACCAAAGCCAAGGGUAAAAUGCAAAGCAGAUCUCAUAUCACUUUGUCUUCGCAAUCCAGGUUUGAUAUUGCAGAAAACGUUGUUAUAGUUGCAUCACAGAAACGGCCAUUAGGGGGACGAGAGCUCCAGUUGCCCUCUAUGUCCAUGCUGACAUCAAAGACCUCCACACAGAAAUUUUUCCUCAGAGUGCUGCAGGUCAUUAUCCAGCUCAGAGAUGACACCAGGAGAGCCAACAAGAAAGCCAAGCAGACCAGUAGACUAGGAGCUGCCAGUCUGGCCUCUGCUAGCAGCAUCCAGGCAGCUGUGCAGCAGUUGGAGGCUGAGGCUGAUGCCAUUAUACAAAUGGUACGUGAGGGUCAAAGGGCGCGGAGACAGCUGCAAACUGCAACGGCGGAAGGCUCUGCACGCAGGGAGGAGUCUCCAAUGGAUGUUGACCAGCCUUCACCUGCUACACAGGAUACUCAGCCAGUUGGUCAGUGUGAAACAAGUUCCGAAGUACCUCAAGCUGUAGAGAAGAAAGAGGAUGAGCGGUUACCAGAAUUGCCACUGCUGAGUGAUCAGCUGAGCUUGGAUGAACUUUGGGACAUGUUGGGAGAGUGUUUAAAGGAGCUGGAGGAGUCGCAUGACCAACAUGCUGUACUAGUACUUCAGCCAGCUGUAGAAGCCUUUUUCUUGGUCCAUGCAACAGAGCGAGAAAGCAAGCCACAAGUUCGGGAUACUCGGGAAAGCCAGCUGUCUCACAUAAAAGAUGAGCCUCCUCCUUUAUCCCCAGCACCUCUCACCCCUGCAACGCCUUCUUCCUUAGAUCCCUUUUUUUCAAGGGAACCCUCAUCUAUGCAUAUCUCAUCCAGCUUGCCUCCUGACACACAAAAGUUCCUGCGCUUUGCAGAGACUCACCGCACUGUGUUAAAUCAGAUCCUCCGCCAGUCGACAACUCAUCUAGCUGAUGGACCUUUUGCUGUUCUUGUUGAUUAUAUCAGAGUCCUAGACUUUGAUGUCAAACGCAAAUAUUUCCGCCAAGAACUUGAGCGGUUAGAUGAAGGACUGAGGAAAGAGGACAUGGCUGUACACGUCAGACGAGACCAUGUGUUUGAAGAUUCUUACCGGGAACUGCACCGUAAAUCCCCAGAAGAAAUGAAGAACAGAUUGUAUAUAGUAUUUGAAGGGGAAGAAGGUCAGGAUGCCGGAGGACUCCUCAGAGAGUGGUACAUGAUCAUCUCCAGGGAAAUGUUCAAUCCCAUGUAUGCCCUGUUCCGCACAUCUCCUGGGGACCGUGUCACCUAUACAAUUAACCCCUCCUCUCACUGCAAUCCCAACCACCUCAGCUAUUUCAAGUUUGUCGGUCGAAUUGUCGCAAAGGCAGUGUACGACAAUAGGUUACUGGAGUGCUAUUUUACGCGGUCUUUCUACAAGCAUAUAUUGGGCAAAUCAGUCAGAUACACUGACAUGGAGAGUGAAGAUUAUCACUUCUACCAAGGAUUAGUCUACCUGCUUGAGAACGAUGUCUCCACACUGGGAUAUGAUUUGUCAUUCAGCACUGAGGUCCAGGAAUUUGGUGUGUGUGAAGUGCGUGACCUGAAGCCCAAUGGUGCAAAUCUUCUUGCCACAGAGGACAACAAGAAGGAAUAUGUCCACCUUGUGUGCCAGAUGAAGAUGACCGGUGCCAUCCGUAAGCAGUUAGCUGCUUUCCUGGAAGGUUUCUAUGAAAUUAUCCCCAAGCGUCUCAUCUCCAUCUUCACAGAACAGGAACUGGAGCUAUUAAUAUCUGGGUUGCCCAAUAUCGACAUUGAUGACUUGAAAUCCAACACAGAGUAUCACAAGUACCAAUCCAAUUCCAUCCAGAUUCAAUGGUUCUGGAGGGCGCUUCGCUCAUUUGACCAAGCAGAUAGAGCCAAAUUUCUUCAGUUUGUCACUGGAACCUCCAAGGUACCUCUUCAGGGCUUUGCAGCACUUGAGGGGAUGAACGGCAUCCAAAAAUUCCAGAUACAUCGAGACGACCGGUCCACAGACAGGCUGCCUUCUGCUCACACGUGUUUUAACCAGUUGGAUUUGCCAGCCUAUGAGAGUUAUGAGAAGCUACGUCACAUGCUGCUUUUGGCCAUCCAGGAGUGCUCUGAGGGGUUCGGCCUGGCCUAGGAACACCCCGCUGUAUAAUGUUUUUCUACUGUUGGACUUUAAAGAGGAAAAAAGCAAAACCAAGCCAUGCAUCUAUCUUGCUCACCCUGCUGGCACCAAGAAGAGGGACUUGCCUUCUAAAGCUGCCGCCUGUCUCCGGUUCCCUUCCAAUGGCGAACUGGCUGUACUGAGACUUGAAAUCACUGCUCUGGGGAAUGUAGAGAACGGAGAGGAGCAGGGGGAAAAUUAUAUAUAAGUAUAUAAAUAUAUAUAUUUUUCUGUUUUGCUUUUCUUCAGUUUUGCCUAAGGAUGAGUUGACACGCUCAACUCUUCAAAAAGAAAAAAAAAAAGAAAAAAAAACCUCUGAACGCAGGGUAGAGAAGCUGGUGAAUAUGGUAACGUAAAUUCUGCAAAUAUGUGAAAAAACCCCCACAAAAGAACCUUUGGAAGAGAAGAAACCUAGAGCACUCUCAUUAUGAAAUAGCCACUAUUCCCUACGCUAUUUUUUCAGCUUCAAAUAAAAAUUCGGAGGUGUUUACCUGUAAAUAAACCACUGAAUGGAUUUACCUGAUCAAUACAGUUUUUUUAUUUCUUCAUGCCCCGUUUCUGGUGGUGGUUGGAUGGUUUUGGGGGGAAGGUUUGAGAAGGCGAGUUGGAUGAAAUGUGUAAAGUGGUAGGAUCAAAUGACCGAGCCUAUGAAGGCUAAAAGACCACUGGCUUGUGAAGGGCUGACAGCCGUUAACUAGUGUGGCCUUUAGACCUUGCAAAGACAUUUCCCAUCUUCUAUUAGAUCUAUUCUUUGUGAGCGUGUGAAGCGAUGGGACACGUGAGAUGCAGAGGGGCAGAUAAAUUGCAGAUCCAGAUGAGCAAUGGGAGAGCAGAAUGUAAACACAAUCUAGCCAAGGUUUAAUCCCCCACCCCAUAUUUAUUUUUUUCUUUUUCCCCCAUCCCUGUUCAUUUUUUUGAGGUUUGGAUUGCUAGGAUUUUUUUUUUUAUUUCUUUUAAAAAUGCAAAAUUGAGAUGAAGAAAAAAGACUUAUCGGAAGUUUUUUGCUGCAAGUUUUGAAACACUGGGAGAGGUGUGGCUACCAUAAGUAGAAGCACGGGAGGGAGGUCGGGCAGGGGCUGUUUUGGUCGGACAUCUUGUCAUUCUGCUGGAAAAGUGUUAAAUUUCGGCCUGGUUUUCCUAGCUCACUCCUCACAUGCUGUGCACGGAAUAAUGCACUUGUGUCAACUAGACCGUUCAGGAGGAAUAAAGAAAGUGAUUGAAUAAAGGUUUAGUUUGAAAGCCAACAAGCCUUGGUGUCUUUGUGUGUGAUGGAUUAAAUCUUUGAUAUUGUG